AUGUUGAUGAAAAAUAAUCUAAUACUUCUACUGUGUAGUUUAUUCACAUUCUGCACUUUCAUAUUCGUUAUUAUCGCUACUGCCGGUUCCAGUUCCGAUUAUAAACCAAUAACAAACAUUUACCUAGGUGUUGCUGAUAUUUCCAAGAUUAAUGUCACUAAAGUCGUUCCACAAGUCGGUGGGAUCUUGACUAUCUUGGGAUCUGCUUUAACUGCCCCAAAUUCCACUCUAGAUGAUAUUUUUGGCGCUUUGAAACAAAUUUCUGAAACUCCUGCAUUGGCCCCAUUAUUGAACUUGAUGUCUAAUGCUCAAAACUCUACCGCUACCGUGGAUUCCAUUAUUUCAUUAUCUCCAUUGGCGCUAACUAGUACUAAUUCUACCAACGAGGAAAUGGAUGAAAUUAACUCAUUAUUAGCUGGUUCCAAGAACGUCACUGAAACAAUCGCUGGUUUCGGUACUUUAAUGGAUUCCAUGCUAGGUUCUAACUCUACUUCCAAUUCUUCCAGUAUGGCUGAUUUACAAAAUACCGUUUUCUCCUUAUUAGCUGAUUCGACAAACGCCACUGGUACCACUGAAGCUUUAAUCACUUUGAAUAACAUGACUAUGGCAGAAAAGGCUCAAUUGCUCCCAGCAUUCGGUUUAUUCUCCAGUUCCAAUAACAUUACUAUGACUUUUGCCUCAUUAGUCGAUUUAAUGAACGCUACCAUUCCAGCUUCUUUGGAAAGUACUUUAUUCCAACAGAUUGAAAAAGCCAUUGAUUCCAAUGAGGAUUUGAACACUGUCUUCACCGGUUUGCAAUCUUUGGUCCCAUCUCCAUACCAAUCAAGUUUGACCGCCGUUGCCAACUUAUUCAAUGCAUCCACUUCAGCAAACACUACUUACCAAUCCUUGACGGAAAUGAUCGCUGAUAAUAUUACUACUUCCGCGUCUGCUAAAGUUGCUCUAACUUCAUUGUCAACCAUUGUCGGUUAUUCUCAAAACAAGACCGUUGUUCUUUCCUCAGUGGAAAGUUUGGCUACUGCCGCUGAUGCAAGUUCCGCCACUGCUCAAUUAGUCUCUUUGGAUACUAUCUUAUCCGCUAGUGAAAACAGUACUGAAACAGUUGAAACUAUUGCCAAGUUGAACGCCGGUUUACCAUCCAAUAUGGACACUGUUCAAUACAUCCCAUACUUGUUCACUCUAUUAAAUGCCUCCAAAGACCCAGCUGUCACUUUCAGCUCCCUAUUGAACAUUACCGCUUGGGCAAAGACUAACGCAGCUACUUUCUUACCUUUGAUCAAAAUCUUAAAGAAUGCAGCCAGUGUCACUGAAAUUACAGACGGUCAAUUACGUGAUUUGACUCCAUCCCUAUUGGAAUACUUGCAUGUCCCAGUCAAGUUCCGUCUAGGUAUCUUCAGAUUAUGUCAUGCCAAUUUGGAAAAUGAAAUUAUGUCCUGUACUCCUCGUACCACUGUGCAAAACUUGGACUUUAGACAAAUCAUCUACGAUGCCAUUGAACAAUCUGACUUCAAACCAUACAUGGAUGCCCUAAAGAUCGGACCAAACGACUUAAUGUUGGAUGGUUCCUUACAAGACAAGGAACACAUGUACGUUCCAGCAGUGAAGGCCUCCCUAGCCAUGUUCCUACUGGCCAUCAUUGGUUCCUUCUUCCUUUUGUGCUUGCUUCUAUGGGUUUGUUUCAAGAAUGUCCUCGUCUUGAAGAUCUGGUUACUUGUUGUUUUCUUAUCCAUGUGGGUGGCUCUAUUCAGUGGGCUAGGUUCCUCCAUCUUCAGUGGUAUGGUUGGUGUCAUUAAGUCUGGUACUAAGAAGGAUAAUUACGGUGUUACUUGUGCUGCAGGUAGUGCAUUCUACGGGUUGAUGUGGACCGGGUUCACCUUAGCCUUCAUCACUAUGUUGAUCUUGAUGUGGCAAGCCUGGAACGUUAGAAAGAGUGUUGGUGUUGUCAUUAACGAAGAAGAAGCUGCCGAACAUGGUGAAGUGGAAAUGGUUGGUGGUGAUAGUGGCAGUGUUUCAUCCAAGGUCAGUGAACAAAAAGUGUUCGGUGGCGUUGAAAAGAUCUCUGACAAAGAAUAA
This is a messenger RNA of Naumovozyma castellii, 2073 nucleotides long. RefSeq names its product Ina1p (gene INA1). Lineage: Eukaryota; Fungi; Ascomycota; Saccharomycetes; Saccharomycetales; Saccharomycetaceae. The transcript has a single exon. The coding region runs from base 1 to 2073 and encodes 690 amino acids. The record is from RefSeq and is a predicted model, not a curated record.